UCUGGUAGUGCACGGAAGUUGUUGUCAUUUUUGUUCGGUCGAUGUGUUAUGAAACAGUUUGUUGAAAUGCCUCUAGUUUGUUAUUGUGUUUUUGUUUCAUUGGUUCAGUUCAGCUGAUACAGCAGAAUGUGUUGUUACAAUCAUUCGUACCUCGUGUGCUGAUUGGGGCUAGUAAAAGGCUUCGCAGUUUCCAACGUCGUCGUCACAAUCAACGAAUCUCCUCGAAUGCAUCUCGCGCUAGACAUCGUCUGCUACCAACACCAGGAACAACAGUCUGUGAUCGUCCGUGAAAUCGAAGCGCUAUCUGGCUACACUAUCAGUAUCAGUUGAUAAAGGCGCAUCUCAAUUUGGCCUUUCAGUUGCUACCAUCUCAGUCGCGACGAUUCGUCCGUUCGUAUAGCACCCCGCAGUGAAGUGUAUGAGUAUGUGAUUUAUUGCCAUGAACGACGAACGAUCUGAGAUUGAGGCUGCCCGCGGCGCGAGGGAGCGAUGGUACCGGAAGAUUACCGUCGAACCGUCGAUGUUCCUGUACAUGAUGGCAUUCAUGCUAACAUCGGUGGUCGAACAAGUAUUCUUUCUGUACAAAGCUUGCACCGUGAAUCAUGGCUUUUCGCACGAUAUCUGCAUCAACAUCGAGAACUAUCAGGACAUCAAGAAGCAGGUCCAGAUCACCACGUCCACGUUCCACAUGUGGAACAAUAUAGCAAUGUACGUGGUUCCAAUCAUUCUGGCGCUGUUCUUAGGAGCUUGGUCUGAUCGCCGUGGUCGAAAACUACCACUGAUUCUGGGUCUAACCGGUAAACUAAUCUAUUCCGUUAUGAUCGUGGUGAACACUCGCAUGACCAGUUGGCCAGUGGAAUAUAUUAUCUAUACCGCAACGAUUCCCAGUGUCCUAACGGGAGCUGACAUUGCCAUAUUCGCCUCCUGUUUCGCCUACAUUUCCGAUGUUACGACGGUGGCAGAUCGAACAAUUAGAAUUACGAUUCUGGAUGCGACCUAUCUGAGCACAAUGCCGAUCGGAGUCGCUAUUGGCAGUCUGAUCUACAAUCGCACAGCAAAAUCGUUCACCGUACUGUUUGCCAUCAACGCCACCCUGCUGCUACUGUCCAUCAUCUACUCGAUUAUCCGACUAAAAUCUCGAACCACCGACCGACAAGUGUCGAUAACGGAACUGCGCUGGUAUCGCAUGCCCGGAGAUUUCUUCGACCGGCAACAUGUCGUCCAAUCGUUGAAAACCUUUUUCAAGAAGCGUACCAUGAACCGGCGAAUUUAUCUGUACAUCCUGAUGAUUGCUAUGUCCUUCUACACCUUCCAGCGGGAUGAGAAGCCAAAGAUGUACCUUUACACCCAGCUCAGAUUCAACUGGGACGCCGAUCUCUACAGUUAUUUCAAAACUUAUCAAUCGGCCGCUUACGUAGUGAUGAUGAUUCUUGGCGUUCCAUUCUUCACUAAGAUUCUGCAGUUUCGUGAUACGAUUAUCAUAAUGAUCGGCGCGAUGGCUCACGCCACGGCACGCUUCUUCUACAUCUUCGCCCGGGUCGACUGGCUGCUGUACGUCGGAGCUUCCGUAUCCAGUCUGGGUCCAGUGGUGGCACCGGUUCUGCGAUCGAUGAUCUCCAAAAUGGUUCCCUCCGAAGAGCGGGGCAUUAUCUUCUCCUUCCUAUCGGUGUUCGAUAAUGCGGUACCGCUGUUCAGUGGAGUCCUGUACACUCAGGUGUACAACGCAUCGAUCAACACCUAUCCACAGGCAUUCUUCUGGCUAACGAUGGGAACCCAGGCGAUGGUGUUCCUCUUGACGCUGGGCGUCCACAUAUCACUAAAAGGAAAAACUUUCGAAAAGGGUACCACCGAACAACCGGGAAAUGGACUGAUUGAAGGGGAAAAACUACCGGCAACCGUUGGAGCUGCUGAGGCUAUCGAAAAUGAAUAGCUUUCCCUCCAUAUUAUUCGAUUUGAAUAAUUAAAUUAAUCGCCGCGGUUGCUAAAUAUUCCUACCAUUGUAAGUGUAUUCUUUAUUCUCUGAAAAUCGUAUUCGUUUUGUUAGUUACUAGUUGAAAGCAAUAAAUGCAACAUUUGCUCAUCCUACUGCCCAUUUAAGCAAUAACAAACGUCAAUUAAUUGAGAUUGGUUGUGUGGAUUUCAAAAAUCGAGAAACAGACUAGAAAGACGCUUUAUUAAAG
Molecule: messenger RNA, 2180 nt
Organism: Sabethes cyaneus
Lineage: Eukaryota; Metazoa; Arthropoda; Insecta; Diptera; Culicidae
Product: proton-coupled folate transporter
Exons: 5
Coding region: 440-1930 (496 amino acids)
Biological process (GO): transmembrane transport
Cellular component (GO): membrane
Molecular function (GO): transmembrane transporter activity
Source: RefSeq, a predicted model, not a curated record